Molecule: messenger RNA, 2012 nt
Organism: Phytophthora sojae
Lineage: Eukaryota; Oomycota; Peronosporomycetes; Peronosporales; Peronosporaceae
Exons: 3
Coding region: 12-2012 (666 amino acids)
Biological process (GO): aspartyl-tRNA aminoacylation
Cellular component (GO): mitochondrion; cytoplasm
Molecular function (GO): ATP binding; aspartate-tRNA ligase activity; nucleic acid binding
Source: RefSeq, a predicted model, not a curated record
GGACGCGCAUCAUGAUGCUCGCCAAGAGGUUGCAUCGUGCGGCGGCCACGCGCUCGCUGCUGGCUGCGCGCUCCUUCAGCUCGUUCCGGACGCACUCGUGCGGCGAGCUGCGGCAGGAGCCCCACGAGGGCCAGCGCGUGACGCUGAGCGGCUGGGUGGACGCCAUCCGCCCCUUCGGCCCCAUCUCGUUCCUGUCGCUGCGCGACCGUCACGGCGUCACGCAGCUCGUGCUGGAGAAGGACUUCCUGCAGGCCGCCGAUGACGUUGUGAGCAAGAUUCGUCCCGAGUCGGUGGUGCAGGCGUCGGGCGUCGUGCGCGCGCGGCCGGCCAACAUGCGCAACGACAAGAUGGCGACAGGCGCCGUGGAGGUGGUCGUGGACGAGAUCGCCGAGCUCAACUCGUGCGUGAACCUGCCCAUCCAAGUGGCCACGGGCUCGGAGGUGGCCAACGAGGACACGAGACUGCGCCACCGAUAUCUGGACCUGCGUCGCCCUGCCCUGCAGCAGAACCUGGUGGUGCGCUCGAAGAUCUCGCUGGCGGCGCGCAACUUCCUGUGCUCGGAAGGGUUCCUGGAGAUUGAGACGCCCACGCUGUUCAAGAGCACGCCUGAAGGUGCGCGCGAGUUCCUGGUGCCUACGCGCAACGAGGGCCAGUUCUACGCGCUGACGCAGAGUCCGCAGCAGUACAAACAGUUGCUGAUGGUGGGCGGCCUGGACAGGUACUUCCAGCUCGCGAGGUGCUACCGUGACGAAGGCGGCCGUGCUGACCGCCAGCCAGAGUUCACGCAGAUCGAUCUGGAGAUGUCGUUUGUUACCCGCGAGGACGUCAUGGGGCUGAUGGAGCGUCUGGUGAAGGAGAUCUGGAAGGCCGCUGACAAGGAGCUGCCCGACCGACCGUUCAUCCGCAUGGCAUUCGACGAGGCGAUGCACCGCUUUGGCGUGGACAAGCCGGACACGCGCUAUGGUAUCGAGUUGAAGGACGUGGACGACCUGCUCCAAGAGACUGAGUUUGUGCCGUUCAAGACUGCCUUGGCCAUCAAACCCCCCAAGAUUCACAGCAAGCGUGGCGUGGUUCGCGCUAUCAAUGCCAAGUCUCUGGCCAGCGGCGGCUUCUCGCGGAAGGACAUCGACGAGCUGGAGAAGGUGGCCAAGCGCGCGUCGAAGACAGCGGGCGCGUUCGUGGUGAAGGUGGAAGCCGGCAAGCAGUGGAAAUCCUCACUAGCGAAGAAGCUGUCCGCAGCAGAGAUCGACCAGCUCAACGAGCGUCUUGACGCAGAAGAAGGUGACGUUCUCAUCUUCUCAGCUGGCUCGUACCACGACGUGAACACGCUGCUCGGACGCCUGCGUACGCACACAUCGCAGUUGCUGCACGCGAAGGGUUUUUUGCAGAAGGAGCUUGACCCGAACAACUUCCACCACUUGUGGGUGAUCGACUUCCCCAUGUUCGAGCGCAGCGAAGAUGACGACGGCAACAUCCUCGAGAGUGGCGACAAGAUCUCUCUCUCCGCGACGCACCACCCGUUCACGGCCCCUCGCGCUGACCACGCUGUGCUUCUGGACGAGAUUCUGGCGAGCGUUGAGGCUGCAGCAACAAGUAGCGAGAAGAAGAGUUUGCUGGAAGACCCGGAGGUCGCCGAGAAGCUGCUGGAGAUCACCGCGCAGCACUACGAUAUCGUGUGCAACGGUUGGGAGCUGGGUGGUGGCUCCAUUCGUAUUCACCAGGCCAAGCUGCAGCAAGCUGUCUUUGAGGACGUGCUCGAGCUGCCGACGCUGCAGCGCCAGAGCUUCGAGCACUUGCUGCAGGCCCUCAGCCACGGAGCUCCACCCCACGGCGGCAUCGCGCUCGGCCUGGACCGCCUCGUUGCCAUCCUGUGUGGAGCCCCGAGCCUGCGCGACGUUAUCGCGUUCCCGAAGUCGUCCACCGGCAACGAGCUCAUGACGAACGCACCGGGCCCAGUGCUGCCCGAGCAGCUUGAGGAGUACCAUAUCCAGGUGCGCCACGAGGAAGAGUAG